Messenger RNA from Zingiber officinale, 696 nucleotides. Its product is annotated as brassinosteroid-responsive RING protein 1-like. Gene Ontology annotation, biological process: protein ubiquitination. The transcript has a single exon. NCBI's taxonomy places the organism in Eukaryota, Viridiplantae, Streptophyta, Magnoliopsida, Zingiberales, Zingiberaceae. The record is from RefSeq and is a predicted model, not a curated record. Gene Ontology annotation, molecular function: ubiquitin protein ligase activity. Bases 1 to 561 code for a protein of 186 amino acids.
AUGGGGUUCCCCGUCGGCGGCUACUCCGAGCUGCUCCUCCCUCGGACGCUCCUCGGCCUCACCCUCCUGCUGGGCUACCUGCGCCGCCUCGUCUCGGACGCCUUCAGCGCCUGCCUCGGCGUCCUCCUCCUCGACGACGGCUUGCGCGUCCGCCGCCGUCAAUCCACAGCGCUGGCCGUCGACCGGGCGCUCCCCGCGACGCGAUACGACGGUGACUGCGACGGCCGCGGCAGCGGCUGCGCCAUCUGUCUGUGCGAGUUCGAGCAGGGGGAGGCGGUGCGGAAACUGAGCGAUUGUCGCCACGUGUUCCACCGCGGCUGCCUCGACCGCUGGGUGGAGCAUGGCCGGAGCACCUGCCCCCUCUGCCGUGCUCCGCUGUUCAGCGACCUCGCUUGGGACGCCGCGCCUCACGCUUACCAUGACGACGACUGCGACGACUUCGCUCCCACAACUCGGGCCAUGCUUCUCCUUGAUCAACUCUUUUCCGCCUCGUGGUUCAAUUCCGCAGCCGACUAUGCUUUGGACAGAGAUUUGCUCGAACCCACAAAUCUAAGCCUUUAAUUCCAAUUAAAUUCAACAAAACAUAACAAAUAAAAUUCGUUCAAAAAAUAGAAAAAAGCUUUGGAAAUAAGUCAUAUUUCAACCUGCAAGUUCUCUCCAGUCUGGAGUAAAAUAAGGAAUCGGUGUGUAUUUUCA